GCCGGAGCUUAAGGUAGAAGCAGUUUCAGUCACCCAGGCAGGGUGGCAGGUGGGCUGGAGGAGGGCUGGCAGCCUGCCAACCACAGGCUCCGUUCUCUCCUCUUCCAGGCUGUGGUCACAAACUGGCAGCAACACUUGUGGCAAUACUAGUAGCUGAGAAUGCCCCGGGCCUUGGAACAAGCAGAUGGCAGAUGGGCCUGGGUAGUCCUGCUGGCGUCCCUGGUGGCCCAGGGCCUCACCGUGGGCUUCCCUUCAUGCAUGGGGGUCUUCUUCACUGAUCUGCAGCGCGACUUCCAGGCCAGCAACAGUGAGACCUCAUGGCUUCCUGCCCUCAUGGUGGCCAUGCUCCACGCUGGGGACACACCCCCAGCUUCUGUUGGUGUGAGAUUCCUGCCUGUCUGUCUUCUCAUCUACAUAAAUGUGCUAAGCCUGUUGCUCACCAAGAACUAUUGGAGAGUGGGGGAAAGCAAGCGCCAAGUGCAAGUGAGGCCUGCAGAGCCUGAGGAGGGAGGGAGCAGAAGACAAGAACACCUGGACAGGCAGAGGGCAAGGGUGGCUCAAAAUCCCCACCCCAGCUCCACUCCCUCCUCAUCUAUGACUCAGAGCCCUUCCCAAGGUCACCUUCUUGAGUCAGGACCCCUGUGCAGCAUCCUGGUGAAAUGUUUUGGCUGCCGAGUGACCAUGAUGCUGGGGGGCAUACUGGCCAGCCUGGGCAUGGUGGCCAGCUCCUUCUCUGGCUCCCUCUACCAGCUCUUCCUCACAGCAGGACUGAUCACAGGCCUGGGCAUGUGUUUCAGCUUCCAGUCAAGCAUCACAGUGCUGGGCUUGUAUUUUGUCCAGCGUCGGCCGCUGGCCAAUGCACUGGCCUCCAUGGGCAUGUCCAUGGGCGUCACCCUCUGGCCGCUGCUGGCCCGAUAUCUUCUGGAAACCCUGGGCUGGAAGGGUGCCUUCCUCAUCUUCGGCGGCGUCUUUCUCCACUGUUGUGUGUGUGGAGCCAUCCUGAGGCCUGUUGCCACCAACGUGGUUCCCGAGCCCAAAGAAGAUCCCCCUCUACCGCCCAAGACACCUACACGCAGCUGCCUGGCAACAUGUGUCUCAACUAUCCGGCACCACCUGGCCUUUGACAUCCUUUGGCAGAAUAUGGGCUUCUGCAUAUAUGUGGUGGGCAUGACAUGUAUGAGCCUAGGUUUUCCACUGCCGCAUAUCUUCCUAGUGCCAUAUGCUAUGCACCAUGGGAUGGAUGAGUAUUGGGCAGCCACGCUCACGUCAGUCGUCGGCUUCUGCAACAUCUUCUUGCGGCCAUUGGCGGCGCUGCUGGCAGGCCGGAAGAGCUUGGCUGCCUCCCGGAAGUACCUGUUUACCCUGGCGAUCCUCGUCAAUGGACUCACCAAUCUAAUAUGCACUGUGUCCGCGGACUUCCGGGUGCUCCUGAGCUAUUGCCUGGUGUACAGCCUGUCCAUGUGUGGAAUCGGCAUCCUCAUCUUCCAGGUGCUCAUGGACGUUGUUCCGAUGGAUCGGUUCCCCAGUGCCCUGGGCCUCAGCACUGUCCUGAUUGGUGUGGCUUCUCUCAUCUCUCCACCACUGGCUGGAUUGCUGGUGGACGUGACCAACAACUUCAGCUAUGUUUUCUACAUGUCAAGCUGCUUCCUCAUCUCAGCCGCCCUCUUCAUGGCUGUGGGCUUCUAUGCUGCAGAGAAAAAGCAGCUAAAGCAAGAGAGGAAAGCCAAGGUGGAAGAUGCAGCUUCGGAGAUGACCCCGAUGCAAGGUCUUACUUCAGGAGACAACGACAGUGCCAGGAAGAAACUGUGCCCUGCAAACAUGGAUGUGACCAAUGUCUGAGUUCCAGGGGUCACAUGUGACUUGUCUCUGAGCUCUGAGGUCAGCGAGGGACCUUCCUUCCAGGAAGUAGAGUGUAAAAGUGGACCUUCCUGGCUUUCUUCCGUGGGUCUUAAGAUGAUGACGGUCUGAGUCCUGUUUGAAGAAGUCAUGGCGAGUUACCCUGGGCUGGCUCCUCACGGUUGCUCCUACAACCUAACACUCAGGGUCUUCUCAUCCAACUUUCCCAUGUCAACUCUCCUUGUCCUUCUUGGACUGCAGACAAUUCUGAAAAAUUCUCCUUCCUUCCAAGAACUUCCUCCUCCUCUCUUCCCAAAUGACCAGCCCUGACCCCUCAGGUCAGGAAGAUUAAGGGUGCUACUUAGAAAAGCUGAGCCUCACGCUUACUGGAGCCAGAGGAGAGGCAGAGAUGGAGAGCCAGGCCAAGAAGUCAUCCUCAGUACUGCAUGGGGGCUGUUUGGCUGUUAGGUGGAGUACUGGCCCUGAUACCUAUGCAGACAGCAGGAGAGGAAACUUUUUGCUGUCCUAGAAGGGGUGGUCCUCCUGCUUGGAUCUCAGAAGCCCCAGGGUCUGAGCCAAGAUCUUCUCUUUUACCCCACACUGCAUCCACGUAGAGGAAGGCAGACCUCUGCCUGACCAGGAGACAAGAAGGCCGAUUAGGCCGCCUAAGGAGCAUUCUGAAAACUGGGCUUGUAGGCUCUGCCAUUGGCCUUGUGAGGUUCACCUUUAUCCAGAAUCAAUCUAGGGUAUCAACCCUGAGACAGAAGCUGGCUAAGCCAGCAGCUGCUGCUAGCCUGAGCCCAGGGCCUGGAGCUGUGUCCACAUACACACUUCUGGCGCUGCUGUCUGAGGUCAUCACCCAGGGCUGGCUGUCAUCAGCUGAGGCCUGUCCCAGCAGGGUACUCCAGGGAAUGAGAAAACAGUCUGCUUGAAUUAUAUAUAUAAACAUUCCCUGCAGUGGCUCAUGAACUCUGGGAUUAAUAAAGCCGGAAAACAGGCCUGAGUUCCCCCAGCUUGGCAGGAACUUCUUGGCCUUGUUUGUUGGUUCAGGCCGAACCAGGCUCCAACAAGAAAACCUUAUCAGGAAAAAUGAUUUUAUUUUCACGGCUGAUGCCAGCCUCCCUCCUCCACAUGUCCAUCUGGCGUGAAUAAGCAUCUUUAGGACUAUCCUGUCUCCCGUAAGAUGCAGUCGCCAGUGCCCCCUCACUGCCAAAGGGAGUACUGCAGGGGCGCGUUUGCUCCCUUGCUUUGUGGUGUUCACUAACUCUGGAUUUAGAUGGAGAUGUUGAGUGGAAAGAUGCUUGCUGUCAAGCCUGACAACUUGAGUUUGAUCCCUGGGACCCACACGGCGGAAGGAGAGGUCCCACUACCCCAGGUUGUUCUGUGGCCUCCACGUGUGCACUCUGGCAGUGCGCACAUACAAAUAAAAGUGAUUUUUUUAAAA
Messenger RNA from Psammomys obesus (fat sand rat), 3280 nucleotides. It is a transcript of the gene Slc16a5, whose product is annotated as solute carrier family 16 member 5. Lineage: Eukaryota; Metazoa; Chordata; Mammalia; Rodentia; Muridae. Gene Ontology annotation, biological process: monocarboxylic acid transport; transmembrane transport. The record is from RefSeq and is a predicted model, not a curated record. Gene Ontology annotation, molecular function: monocarboxylic acid transmembrane transporter activity. Bases 160 to 1839 code for a protein of 559 amino acids. The transcript is spliced from 5 exons.